This is a messenger RNA of Lithohypha guttulata, 1512 nucleotides long. RefSeq lists its product as uncharacterized. Gene Ontology annotation, molecular function: iron ion binding; oxidoreductase activity, acting on paired donors, with incorporation or reduction of molecular oxygen; heme binding. The coding region runs from base 1 to 1512 and encodes 503 amino acids. The record is from RefSeq and is a predicted model, not a curated record. The transcript is spliced from 2 exons. Lineage: Eukaryota; Fungi; Ascomycota; Eurotiomycetes; Chaetothyriales; Trichomeriaceae.
AUGUUCCUCCAAGCGCUAGCAACAUUGAGUGCGAUCCUGCUUUCCUACCGCGUCCUUGCACUCAUUCGAAAUUAUUUGGAGGCCCGCCGCCUCGGCUUGCCUAUCAUUGUCGUCCCUCUCUGCUGGCAAGAUACUCUCUGGGCACUAUUUGGUGGACAAUUCGAGAUUAUCGAACGUUUGCCCUUCGGCUUAGGAUCAUGGUACAAGUACAGCUUACUUGGCUGGAACGUCAAAGAUUGUGCAUUCACGAUUGUUAGUCCUCUUCGCAACGAGGUGGUCAUAUCCGAUACUACCAAUAUUCGCGAAGUUUUGGGCCGUUACAGGCGAUGGGAGAAGCCCAAGGAGCUGUACGGGCUCUUUGCUGCUCUCGGACCGAGCGUAAGCUCGGUUAGCGGGGAGGAAUGGCCAAGACAUAGGAAAGUCAUGAAUGUAGCAUUUCAAGAGAAGCACAUGCAUCUUGUGUGGAAGAGUGCAAGAAAACAAGCUGGGCAGUGGUUACGGCAGGUACAAGGUCAAGAGCGUGACCUAAAAGAGCUAGCCGAAGACUGCAACAAUCUCAGUGGAAACGUAUUGAUGUAUGCGGCUUUUGGUCAAGACCGUGAGUUUGGAGAAAGCCGUGCAGAGGACGUGCAAGAAAAUCGUAUCAAGAGCUUUUAUGAAACGAUGCAGUACAUGUUGAGGAAUAUGCCUAUACUGUGGUUGAUGACAAAGCUGAGACUACCUCGCACCUUCGAGCCAAAAAAGUUUACAGAAUUCAGGCAAGCAAAAGAGACUUUGCUCCUCCAUCUUGAAGAGAGACUGCAGACCAAGGACAGCGACUUUUUGACAUCUCUGGUCAACGCGAGUGACAGUGAGAAGCUCGCUGGACGAGGCAUCUUGACUAAGACCGAGUUGUAUGGUAAUCUAUUCAUGAUUCAGGUGGCAGGACAAGAUACGACAAGUCACGCCAUGCAGACAGCUAUAGCGCUGCUUGCGGCGAACCCGGACAUACAAGAGUGGGCCAGGCAGGAGGCGAGCACAUACGAAGACUUCGAGAAACCAGUGAGACUACAAGCUGUCAUGUAUGAGACCUUACGCCUAUAUGGCGGAGCUCCGAACAUGACUCGGAUUUCGCUCAAUCGAGAGCGCAUGACAAUCAACGGCAAGGAUAUUGUGAUCCCUGCUAACACUUUUGUGUCGGCGAAUCUGUCUGCUCAGAGCUAUGAUCCAGCCUUAUGGAUAGGAGCCUCGGAAUGGAGGCCACAGCGCUGGAUGGAGUCUGUGGAUAAUGUCGAAGCGAUCAAAAAAGACAUGCCAGAACUAAUGGCAUGGAGUACUGGACCUCGAAACUGUCCAGGAAAGAAGUUCAGCCAAGUCGAAUUUACUGCUGCCAUAAGCAAACUAUUGGUGGAGUGCCAAAUCAGAGGAAGUCCAGGUCUGCAAGAAGCGCUCAAUACUUUCGACAAUAGAGCUACCUCACGACCGAGCACACAAGAAAUUGCACCAAUCACUUUUGUGAGGCGACAACCUUAA